UGUCAACAAAUUUCAGAUUUCAGAAAAUCACUAAUUUUAACCUUUAAAUUUAGUCCUUAAAUAUUUUAUAUCAAUCUUUAAUCUGGAUAAUAAUAAUAGCCACUGCCGGCUAACGACUGAUUAUUGUUAUAUCAAGAAAUUCAUAUAAAGUAAGUACAAAUUUCUGGACUAAAAAUAGAGACGCGAUUCGAAUACCUUACGAUAAAAACAAGUUUUCUUUGUGAACUUUUCACUAUACAUAGGUUAUGUCGGAAGCAAAUGUUGGAUCAGCCCCUGCGUCUGCCGUGCCCUCGGCCACCAGCGUUGCCGAGGAACAACGAUCAGGCACCACUACCGGAGGGUCAGGAACUGAAGAAAAGGUGUACGGUGGAUGCGAAGGCCCAGACGCUAUGUACGUGAAGCUGGUCUCCUCGGACGGCCACGAGUUCAUAGUGAAGCGGGAACAUGCGCUCACGUCGGGCACUAUCAAGGCGAUGCUCAGCGGGCCCGGGCAGUUUGCUGAGAAUGAAGCGAACGAAGUCAACUUUAGGGAGAUACCUUCGCACGUGCUACAAAAAGUGUGCAUGUACUUCACAUACAAGGUGCGCUACACAAACUCGUCGACGGAAAUUCCGGAAUUUCCGAUUGCUCCGGAAAUCGCCCUGGAACUCUUGAUGGCCGCUAACUUUUUGGACUGUUAAUAAAGGAAUAUUUCGGAAAAUGUGUUCUUUAUAAUGCAAUAUGGUUUAUCGGAAUUUUAAUGUCGUUACGGUCUAUUUUUGAAUGAUCAAGCAAGCUUUUCAUAUAGGUAUUUUAAAGUAAUGCUAUUUCAUGUUUAAUAAAGUGAAAGAAAGAGACAGAUGUAGUUUAGUUUGCUUGAUGAUUGAUCAUUAGACUGCAAGUACUGGAAAUAACUUUACAUGUACGGGCAAAUCGUUUUUUAAAUAUCUUCAUAAUAGAAGAUAUUGAAUUAGUAAAUGUUCAGGCAACAGUAUUUUUAGGUGCAAUGGUCGUUCGUUUUUCACAUUUUGAAAGGAGUAUAAAAUUUGUAAUUUGAUAGCAACAAACUCUAAACAUUUAUUCAAUUAGACUUCUUUUAGAAGCACUUUUGAAACGUCAUUACAUAUUUUUAACAUUUACCACCGAUUUGGAAAGCAGUAUCUAU
Molecule: messenger RNA, 1144 nt
Organism: Colias croceus (clouded yellow)
Lineage: Eukaryota; Metazoa; Arthropoda; Insecta; Lepidoptera; Pieridae
Gene: EloC
Product: elongin-C
Exons: 4
Coding region: 246-680 (144 amino acids)
Biological process (GO): ubiquitin-dependent protein catabolic process
Cellular component (GO): elongin complex
Molecular function (GO): protein-macromolecule adaptor activity
Source: RefSeq, a predicted model, not a curated record